This is a messenger RNA of Darwinula stevensoni, 345 nucleotides long. The record is from the annotation of a GenBank genome assembly. Lineage: Eukaryota; Metazoa; Arthropoda; Ostracoda; Podocopida; Darwinulidae.
AUGGAGUAUUGCCCCUUCGGAUGUCUGGAGAAGUAUCUGAGGGUGAAUCGACCGUACUUCAUCAAUCAGAUCGAUCCCGAAACUGGCAUUUUCGAUUCCGACAUUGGGAGUCAACGGCCUCCUACUGGUGACUCUGCUUACGAUGGUGCUACUCCAGGGGGUCAGAGACGGGGAACUCGAGGAAGAGCACAAUCCAAGAAAUGGCGCGCCGACUACGAACACAAGUCGGGAGUCUUCAAGAGGCAGCGAUCUCACCAAGCAAUUCACAACUACCAAUCUGGUCUCUUGGGCCUACCAGAUAGCUCAAGGCAUGGAGUUCUUGGGUUCCCGAAGGGUGAGAGGUGA